AUAACGUCGUCAUUUACCCGCCGCGAGUCUCUUGGGUUCUUGGUGUACGUCUUGUCCUGCGUUCUUGAAGGUGCUCUCAGCAGAGAGAGAGAGAGAGAGAGAGAGAGAGAGGGAUGCGUUGAGUCGUUAAGCUGCUGCUGCUGCUGCGCGUUGCUGGCUUAUCACUCCACUUCGCCAUCGAUUUGUGAGAGCGCUUCGUGUCCUCGUCUUCUUCUUCCGUCGAGAGGUCCGCCUGCCGGCAGCGAGUGUGCCGUUCGAUCGAUUGAUUGCGCGCGGUCGGGUGUCCCUCAUCAUCUUCUUCUUCUUCCCGUUCGCUAUCAUUUGUCCAUUUGUGCGAGAGCCACUUCGGAUGCCGCACUCGGCGCUUUAGUUGUUGUAUUUAUAUCCGCAGUGGUCGGAGGGUGUUUUGGAGGUCGAGCUUUCGAGCUGAGAGAGAGAGAUUUGUUGUGGGAAGCGGUGUGCGAGUGGUGAUGACCCCGAGGAAAGUCCGUGGAGGAGAAGCUGUAGGAAGUUCAGACGCAACCGAUUCCUUCGCAGGAAAGCUGCUGUGAGCAAAAUCUUGAACGGGUAGGGGGGCUUUUUUUGUGCUCGUAUCGGUGGUUGUUCGUUCUAACGCAUUUUUGAAGCAGAUACAAUUCGUGGGUUCGGCACGAAUUUUACGCCAUGGGUUAUAUCGUCUCGUUGCGGGGUUUGAUGAUUUUCUUCUCCGCUUCGUUCCUUCUGUUCCUCGUGCCUUCGCUGGAAGCCUCCGAGUUCAGUAGGACGUUUUGCGAUGAGUGGCAUCGGUUUGAGCAGUUCGAAGAUUUCUACUUCCUGGAAAUGCUCGACAAUCUUUUGAUACAGUCCAAGACAAGUACCUCCGGAGUGAUUGUGAGGGCCAGAGAUAGCGAAGGAAAGUUUGAGGGCAGAGCCGGUUGCGUGUGGCACGAUUGUCAGAUUUACGAUGGGGAGUGCUACACUUGCACGAGCACCAAAGAUGUUGAGAUGUGUAUCGAGACGGUGAUCACGGAUAUGAAACGCAGCGUUCAACAGAGCUACAGAUACGAUGACCGAUACUGCCAUCGAUCUGUAGAGUUCUCCAGUGGUGAGAAGUCAAUCCCAGUGGAUGAAGCAUCUACCACUUUCCAUAUGUGUGGUGUAGAUUAUAAGUAUUUGGGAGGCGUUUCUGGUCGUGGGGCAAAUGCAUAAAUCACAGAACAUUUUAGAGUACAUAGUCACGGAUCAGGGGUACCAUUUCUCAAGUAAUAGUUGCAGGUUUCCAGCGCCUGAGAGUUGACUACAGUUUCACUCCGGCCCUGUGAACUUUUUCCUGAACGGAAGGUCUCGAUCUUUGGAGUCAGGAUUUGACUCGGAAGAUUAUUGUAGAAAUUGUGCAGAUCAAGAUUAGGUAGAUCCCCAGUAAAGUACUACAAUAAGGCAGGAAAACAGCGUAGAUAUUAGCUAAAUAACUAGAACGGUGCAAAGCACUAUGUAGAGUGGUCUCUGUGGCCUAUCCAGGAGAAUCAGUCCUUCAUUUUGAGAACAAUUUUGAUUAUUGAGUGGGUAUGGCAAAGCUGUACUCUUGUUACAGAGAACUUCAUUGUUACUGGUCCCUUACCACCCUCCACCGGUCGGGAAAGCGACGCUGAACCUUCUUCUGCAUGUUCUUUUUGGUCUUUUGGUAGCGACCAUUGUGAACGUGUAUGUAGCUGACACCGAGGAGAUGUAAAGAGGGUUUAUCUGGUUUCUCUCUCGAUUUAGGAACUUGUGUUGUUUUAGCAUUGCAACGGCAACCAAAUUCGGGUCGUAUGAUACAUGUGACGGUGAGUUCUACCAUCUGCCAUUGAACGUUUUUAGGUAGAGGAACUGCAGGAUAUUAGGCCUGUCGCCAUGAUGGAAGAACGAAUUAUCUCAUCGGCAAUUUACAAUCACGAAAUAAAUGUACAGUUACUG
Marchantia polymorpha subsp. ruderalis is the source of this 1932-nucleotide messenger RNA. The record is from the annotation of a GenBank genome assembly. NCBI's taxonomy places the organism in Eukaryota, Viridiplantae, Streptophyta, Marchantiopsida, Marchantiales, Marchantiaceae.